Saccostrea cuccullata (small rock oyster) is the source of this 1026-nucleotide messenger RNA. Its product is annotated as UPF0462 protein C4orf33 homolog. NCBI's taxonomy places the organism in Eukaryota, Metazoa, Mollusca, Bivalvia, Ostreida, Ostreidae. The record is from RefSeq and is a predicted model, not a curated record. Bases 127 to 795 code for a protein of 222 amino acids. The transcript has 7 exons.
UGCUCCUGUCUCAGAAAAACAAAGUGUUGAUUCCACCUGGCAUUACUGUUAUCUGAAGUCACCUGACUUACUAUAUCGGCGUAGACGGAAAUACUACCAGGAACUAAGAAAGGCAAGUACGAAGCUAUGAUGACAUCAUUAUUCCUAUCUGUGGCUCUAAGUAUUUUCUGGAUGAGUUUCUCUACAUGUACCAGGGCACUAAAUAUACCAGUUGCCAUAACCAAGACAUGGAAUGGUUCGGAUAUAAAUCACCCUCCAGUUCGACUAGUCCUGGCACACGCUACUGACGGGCUGGAGAUUCGGGUCCACGCCCCCUUUUUUAAUGACCCUGGUAACCCUGGGGGACAACCUGGACAACCAUUUGAUGGUCUCUGGGACUAUGAAGUGGUAGAAGCCUUCUUCCUGAAUGAUCAAAACCAGUAUGUGGAAAUAGAAUUGUGUCCACAUGGCCAACAUCUGGUGUUGUUACUCAAAGGUUACAGAGACAGCUUCAAGAGCCAGCUUCCACUGCAGUUUUCUUCAUCAAUAAAGAACCAGACGUGGACAGGGACCGCCUUGGUACCGGCUUCUUACUUUCCACCGAAGGUUACAAAGUUCAACGCGUACGCAAUCCACGGAUCAGGAGCAGAACGAACGUAUGAAGCCUUGUAUCCAGCUGUUGGAAAUUAUACCGAUCCCGAUUUUCACAGACUUGAAUGUUUCCAAAGAAUUGACUUGAAAAAGCUUGUUCCUCAAAACUGGGCCUAUAACUACAGCUCAAAAGAAUGGAAUCCAGUAUUACAAAUCGUUGGUUAAAUAGGGAUGUAUUUUUAUUAACAUGUGAGCAUAAUAUGAUCAGUGUAGAAGAUCAGCAAUUUUCACCAAUUAUCAGUUAAAAGUUGCUGAAAGGUUCCUCCAUAUUCCUAUAUAAAUGACUCAAUAAUUCUCCUACAGUGCAACUUCACCGAUAUACUUACUAUCCCGUUUGAUAAUGAUCUUUUGUAUAUACAUUUGAUAUCAUAGAUUCAUUGCUUUUAUUUCCUUGGA